Molecule: messenger RNA, 2025 nt
Organism: Neoarthrinium moseri
Lineage: Eukaryota; Fungi; Ascomycota; Sordariomycetes; Amphisphaeriales; Apiosporaceae
Exons: 1
Coding region: 1-2025 (674 amino acids)
Molecular function (GO): protein binding
Source: RefSeq, a predicted model, not a curated record
AUGGUUGAAACCUCCGCAACAGUGGCGGCCGGAGAGGUGACUGCAGAUGCAUCAACGCCGACGCUAUCCACGGCCGCUGAGGCCCCGCGCGCGCAACCGCCGUCAGGGCCCUUCCCCUUCCCUAUAACCCCACCACAGUCGCCAAGGCCCGAGAGCGACUCCAAGGUCUCGGUUGAUACCGCAGCUUCUCGACGUUCCCCUCGUUCACAUCAACAGUACUUGGAUUCGUUGCAGCCGCCGUCCGAUACGGACUUUGUGCGCCUCGCCAAGGUCCAGGAGGAUCGGGAGAAAGAACACAGGCGACGCAACCGCCAUCUCCAAGAUCGAUCCGUACACCUCGCCUCCGAGUUCAUGGAGGCAAGGCAUGAUUUCGCUGUCGCGCAACGAGAUCACCACCUUCACGCUUCGGUUGACCAUGCACAGACGGAUAGUAGCGACACGACAAUGGCGGCCGAAAGUGCGGAUGGUGAUCGCGAGAGCGUCAAAUCCAAGGCUGCCACUCUGAUUCAGCGCAGCUAUCGUGGCUACCGCGUGCGCCGGGAGAUGAAGGGCCUGGGCAUCGACGCCGGCACAAGGUGGACACAUGCGAUUAGAGACGCACAGUGGAAGCAGCUUACCACGCCCCGGUCUCGUGGCAACAGCUUGCUCAGCCCUGCAAAUGCCGGCGCAGAGGAGGAAGGCCAUAGUCAUGGGGCGCGGCCAAGAUCCAGUACAUCUGCAGCAAGGUUGAAGUGGAAGAAAGCGGCAACGAUAGCAAUGAGAGCGGGCGGUGACCAAGACUCGUCUCACUCGGAUGAUGACUCUGAGUCGUCCUCAGAGGAGGAACUCGCCGACGACCCCGGAAUGACGCCGGAGCAAAGAGAGGCUGCCAGAAGAAGGAGAGAUUCCAUGAACAUGAAGCGGAGGAAGAAGGCCAAAAUGAUGGGUUUGCAGUAUUUUCUCGAAAUGGUGGAUCUGAAGCACAGAUAUGGCUCGAACCUCCGGCAAUACCAUGAGGAGUGGAAGAAAGCAGACACCAACGAGAAUUUCUUCUACUGGCUUGAUUAUGGCGAGGGCAAGAACCUGGAGCUCGACACGUGCCCAAGAGAGCGGCUCGAGAGAGAACAAGUACGGUACCUAAGCCGGGAGGAGAGGCAGCACUAUUUGGUCACAGUAGACUCUGAGGGGCGGCUGUGCUGGGCCAAGAACGGCAUCCGUAUCGACACAACGGAGGAGUGGAAGGACAGUAUCAAGGGCAUUGUUCCCGUCAAUGAUAGUACACCAGCAUUCGCUCCCUCCGUUGAGGCUCAUUCGCAAUCACGUUCCCAGGAUCAAGAUGGCUUGGAUUCAGAUUCAGACUCAGACGCAUCUGAAUCCGAAUUAGAGGCAGCGAGGGCCGCAAAGUAUGCCACACCCACGCUGGACGAUGCGAAGGGGCUCAAGAAGGUUAAGCAUGUCUCAGCAGCUACUAUCUUCAACAAGCUUUUGCGCAAGUCUGUUCGCAAGAACACGUGGAUAUUUGUAGCCGACACAAGCUUCCGUCUGUACGUCGGCAUCAAGGCGAGCGGUUCAUUCCAGCAUUCUUCGUUCCUGCAAGGCUCGAGGAUCUCCGCAGCCGGGCUGAUCAAGAUCAAGAAUGGGCGGCUCUCCAGCCUCUCCCCUCUAUCUGGUCACUACCGACCUCCUGCGUCCAACUUCCGGGCAUUCGUCCACUCGCUUAAGGACGAGGGUGUGGAUAUGAGCCAUGUCAGCAUUUCGAAGAGUUACGCGGUCCUCGUUGGGCUCGAAACUUAUAUCAAGACUCGAAAGAAGGGCAAAGAGGCGCUGAUGAAGAUGACGCAUCGCAAGGAGAAACUCCUGGACCCCGAGCAGGCAAGAAAGCGCGAAGAGGCAGAAAAGGACAAGAGCGAGAGCGCCGAGCUCGAGCGACGUCUGCUAGAAAAGGAGUCGCAAGAACGUGAUGGGAAUCGGGUCAGGAUUAGAUUCAUGCAGCGACUUGGCUUGAAACCACGCGAACCUCCAGUACAGAAAAACGAGAAGGUCUGA